AGAGGAAAGCUGGAGACUAAAGAGGCAACCCUGAGGUACAGAUCUGUGGGAAAAACUACCAGAGUAGUCUCCCCUGGAUCGUUGAUAUCUGAAUAGGCUACAGCCAGGUGGCAGCAAGGAAGAUGGAGUCAGUGUCAUGCUCCAGACAUGGUGCACCAUGCAUGCUGAAGACUGGAAGUAAGUCAGGCCCCAACUAUGGCAAGAGUUUCUACAUCUGUAGUGUUCUCAGAGACAAGUGUGACUUUGUGAAAAGUGCCCCAAAUGUUCCCAGCAGUUACUGUUUGAAGCACCCUGACAAUAUCGCUGACCUUCAGUACAUCGCUGAGGGAAAAGUCUCAGGGGAAAAGCGGCAUUACUACAGGUGUCGUGAGAGAGUGGAAAGCGGCUCAAAUUGGUGUGGGUACUCAGUGAUCGGCACCAUACCGAGAAUAGACCCGCUCAGAGAUAGCCAGCUGCACAACGUUGAUGAGUCCGUGAUUAUUACAUCAGUGUCCGUGAAGAAAGCUGUGUCUGACGCAGAAGGGAAACUGUCAGCAGCUUCGCAAAAAACUGCAGCUCGCGACAGGUGCUCACUCAAUGGCAGCCGGAUCCAGGAACAUGGUUCAAAGAUCACAACUGGGAGUAGACAGACUGGAGUGAGUAACACGGGAAUGCCUGAUAACGGAGCGAAUAGUACAAUAGUGGCAGGUAGUCAUGCUUCGUCAUCGUCAGAAGUCAUCAAUUUAGAUGAAACUUCCUUCGGCCUGGCCGACACGCCACCAAUGAUUAUGGCAAACUCAACUCUAAUCGAAGAAGAUAAUGCUGUUAACACUGAAGUAAAUGCACCCCCUAAAAGCCUGACAAGCUCUAUUCAUAUAGAUCUGACGAAAACGGCGCCAGUUACAUCACUGUCCUCCAAAUUGCACCAGUCGAAUGGGCACACUGCCACUCACAGCUCAAAGCAGCAGACCUCAGGUACCAGUGAACAUGGUGGGAGUGGCGACCGUCACAGAUCUCAGCUGACAAUGGAAAUAAACCAAUCCAUGAAGGAAAAACUGACCAGAGAGCUGAAACAAAAGAAACAAAUGCUUGGCACUGUGAAUCUGAACACGCUUCCUGACAAAGGUAGACGACUUCAUGACCAGGUAGAGGAUCUUCAACGACAGCUGUCGUACCUCAAUCUUCAGUUGGUCAACAAUCCACAUCUAGCUAAAGAAGCAGCUUCCGUGGCUUCAGCGAAGAGCUCUGUGCCUCCCAAUGUGCCCCCUGCGCCUCCAGUACCAGCAGCAUCAAAACCUGUCCCAUUGAAGAUUAGUACAGCAUCUCAUGUACGCCCGUUGGACCCCAAAGACCACAGGGCGUCGUCAGCGCCCAUUGUCCGUCCAAUAGAUCCAAAGUCCACAUCGUCAGCAUCUUCGGUACGCCCACUGGCUCCAAAGGCUCCACCAGCCCCUCAGGUUUACACGGUGUACCCUUCCCAACCGUCUGGCUCUACUGGUCAGACCAAAACCAUUCAUGUGCUUCAUCAGCCUAAAGGGGCCUCAGGGGAUAGCGGUUCUAAGCAAAUUGUCCAAGGCACAAAGCAGACGGUGUUAUCCUUUAAAACGAUGUCAUCUGCUUCAGGACAAAAGCAGACAAUCGCUCUUGAAAAACCAGAGCCUAUACCAGAUCAUGUUCUUCAACAAAUGUAUGGAGCCAAUCCACAGAUGAAGACUCUGUACGGCGGACGUAUGACUGCAGACAGAUUGAAGGAAGUGGGCUCUGUGACGAAGGACGCUAUAGAAGGCCUUCAUAAACAGUUGGAAAGGCGACCCGCAGAAACGGCUGAAGUUGAGGAUCCAAGAGGCUUAAAAGUCAAUUUGAUGAUACACCAGAGACAAGCUCUGGCGUGGCUUAUUUGGCGGGAGCACCAAACACCUGCGGGAGGGAUUCUGGCCGAUGAUAUGGGACUGGGAAAAACAUUGACGAUGAUUUCACUGGUGAUGAAGCAGCGGGAGCUGAAAGGCCCGGAACAGGAAGCAACUGCUUCUGGCAGAAAGUCUGGAGAUUGGAUGAGUAAGGACAAGCAGUUACAUAAGGUAGAUAAAAACAUCAUCAAGUCGCGAGCGACACUCGUCAUAUGUCCAGCUUCUCUUAUUCAUCAGUGGCAAAAAGAAAUUGAAAACAGGGUCACGCCUGGGAUUCUGGAAAAAGUUUUGCUGUACCACGGCCCAAACAGAGAACCCAACGUCCUGAAACUGGCGGACAAUGACAUCGUCCUGACGACUUAUAACAUAGUCAGCAAAGAAGUGGCAUCUGAUGCUAGCGCUAAAGAUGCUGAAAAACCAGUCGAAGAUCAGGACUUCCUCAAAGGGAAGAAGGGAAAGAAUAUGCCGAACUUGUUAAAGAUUGCUUGGGAGCGAGUGAUCUUGGAUGAAGCACACAAUAUAAAGAAUCAUAAGUGCAAGACAGCGAUAGGAGUAUGCCGUCUUAGGGCCUGGUGCAGGUGGGCCCUCACUGGGACACCUAUCCAAAAUGACCUUAUUGACAUGUACUCUUUACUCCGCUUCCUUAGGUGUUCUCCCUUUGACGAAUUCCAGGUGUGGAAGAGACAGGUAGCCACGAACGCUGGGACAGGCAAAGUCCGUCUAAACACUCUGGUCAAAACGUUCUUGCUAAGGAGAGAGAAGAAUCAGAAAGGACCGGGAGGAAAACCUUUGGUUCCGUUGCCGACGAAGACUAUCAUUGUGCACGAGUUACGGCUUUCCAAAGAGGAAAAAUCCGUCUAUGAUAAAGUAUAUGCCCAGUCUCAGUCGAAGUUCAAAGACUAUCUUAAAAGGCAUGCUGAAAAGAACGGAGGAGACCAGUAUCUAAACGACACGGCACCGGCUUCCUUAGGCGGUCGGAAUCCUUUUAUGGACAAGCCUGGCGCGUCGACUGGCCCGGUAUUAGGUCAGAAGGGUACAGGAGGCACCCAUAUCCUCGUAUCCCUGCUUCGCCUGAGGCAGUGCUGUGGUCAUCUCAGCCUGCUCAAAGAGGCCAUAGAGGAUGAUGUCUUGGAGACGGAGGGCAUCGAACUCACUCUAGAAGAACAGAUGAGAGGCCUGAUGUUGGGUGACAGUGAGAAACCUGGCAAAAAAUCGGCUAAAUCCGAGAAAUCUUUGGAUCAGUUCGACAUUGCGAAGGUAAGCACGAAGGUCAAGGCCGUGAUGAACGGUCUGAUGGAAGUGCAGAAGAAAUCCACAAAGUCAGAUCCCAUCAAAAGCGUGGUGGUGUCUCAGUGGACGAGAAUGCUGGAAAUUGUUGCCCAUCACUUGCUUAAGGCAGGGAUACGUUGUAGCGUAAUCCAGGGAAACAUCCCACCUCAUAAACGCAUGGAAACUGUUGAGGAUUUCAACACUAAUCCAACAGGACCCACAGUGUUACUGCUGUCCCUGAGGGCAGGUGGCGUGGGCCUGAACUUAAUCGGAGGGAGCAACCUGUUCUUGUUGGACCAGCACUGGAAUCCUGCCUUGGAGGAACAAGCCUUCGAUCGGGUCUACAGGGUCGGUCAGACUAAAGACGUUGUCAUCCACAAAUUCCUGUGCGCCGAAACGGUGGAGGAGAAAAUCGCUGAGCUUCAGAAAUGGAAAACUGAGUUGGCGAAUGACAUUCUCACUGGGACUGGUGGUACCAAGCGUAAGCUGACGUUGGCGGACUUGCGUCUACUGUUUGGCGUUUAGGACUUGUGAAUUUAAGUCUGGACCGUACUGAUUGGCGUUGAAGACCGGUGGAUUUCAAUCUAGACCGAAGACUGCUGUUUGACGUUUAAGACUAAAGGUUUAAGAGUAGAAAGCAAAGAGACUGAAGUUUGACCAAGCUGUACUGGAUUAAUCGAGGUGACAGGAGAAUUAGUUCAGACCAAGGUGCACUGUUUGAUGUUUCAGACGAAAACUACUUCAGAUUUAGAUCUCGGUUUGCAGUUAAGUGAAAGGAUGCAAUUGUGUGGAUGUGCAAUUCAAGGAAUCAUCGUGCAACCUAUCUGUUGUGUGUGAUACCACAGCACAGUGACAAAUUUAAUCAAAGACUUUGUUGAAUAAUUCAACUUCGGACAAAUAUUUAAAAGCAAAAUGCAUGCAGAUGAUGUCAGAAGUUUUCAGGUUAUAUUUCCUGUCAUUUU
Liolophura sinensis is the source of this 4117-nucleotide messenger RNA. RefSeq names its product transcription termination factor 2-like. Gene Ontology annotation, biological process: DNA repair. The transcript has 2 exons. Gene Ontology annotation, cellular component: nucleus. Lineage: Eukaryota; Metazoa; Mollusca; Polyplacophora; Chitonida; Chitonidae. The record is from RefSeq and is a predicted model, not a curated record. Gene Ontology annotation, molecular function: zinc ion binding; ATP binding; ATP-dependent activity, acting on DNA. The coding region runs from base 123 to 3680 and encodes 1185 amino acids.